AUGAACGCGAGCUUCCUGAACCACAGCGGCCUGGAGGCUGCGGGUGGCUUGGGCGGCGGCGGCGGCGGCGGCGGGGCCGGCGUGGGGAACCGCAGCCACGGGCUGGGCACGUGGCUGGGCUGCUGCCCCGGGGGCGCGCCGCUGUCCGCCAGUGACGGGGUCCCCGCGGGGCUGGCUCCGGAUGAGCGCAGCCUGUGGGUGACGCGCGUGGCGCAGAUUGCCGUGCUUUGCGUGUUGUCGCUCACCGUGGUCUUCGGCGUUUUCUUCCUGGGCUGCAACCUGCUCAUCAAGUCGGAGAGCAUGAUUAACUUUCUGAUGCAGGAGCGCCGGCCUUCCAAGGACGUGGGCGCUGCCAUCCUGGGGCUGUACUGAGCGCCGCCUCGGCCCGCCCUCGGCAGCUUGGCUGGAAGAAGACGGAGAAGGGAGCCCAGGACCCUGGUUCCCCCUCCCCGGGCUCUGCCGCCGCCUCUCGGCGGGCAGCGCGAGGGGCAGCGACGUGCCUCCGGGCGCCCGGGCCCGGGC
Messenger RNA from Balaenoptera ricei (Rice's whale), 522 nucleotides. RefSeq names its product reprimo like (gene RPRML). The transcript has a single exon. The record is from RefSeq and is a predicted model, not a curated record. Bases 1 to 372 code for a protein of 123 amino acids. NCBI's taxonomy places the organism in Eukaryota, Metazoa, Chordata, Mammalia, Artiodactyla, Balaenopteridae.